CAUAUCGAUAUAAAAUAUAGAUGAAAAAAGAGAAAUAAAGAAGAAAGUUGAAAUUUAAAUAAAGAACAUUUAAAGAUGAAUAAUCUGAAGCUUUAUAACGCAAGAUUAAUGCGGGUAAAAAAUAUAAUUAAUAAUUAAAAAGAGGCGGGUAAUGCAAUAAGAAGAAUAGCUAAAGAAGAAAUCAAAGUUAGUUAUAGAUAAUGUAAGUUGAUAUUAGAAUGUAGUCUGAUGAUGAGGAGAUCUGUAAAAAAGUGAAAUUAGAAGAUCCUUCUUAUUCAGAAGAAGAAGAGGAAGUUGUAGAUGUUGAGGAAUUAGAGGAAUCAGAGGAAGAAGAAAAAGGAAAGAAAAUUAAGAAAUAAGAGUAUAUUGAGGUAAUUUUAGAAAUUUUAAGUAACAGGAUGAAGAUUAUAUAUAUGUUGACAAAUUGCCAAAUUCAGAAGCAAUGUUAAAAGAUUUGAAAAAAUAAGUAGAGUAAAAAAUAAAACACUAUAAAAUGAAAUAUAUAUAAGAAUAUCAUGAGAAUCAUACAAAAUCGAGUUUUGUUAAUAAUGAUGCAAUUCCAAUUUGCACUGAUGUUAGACUAAUGGAUUUUUAAGUAUUUUUAAUUAGUGAUAAUUUAAGAAAUUAAGAGAUGAGUAAUUUAAAAUAGCAGGAUAAUUAUUUGAUGUAAUAAUGAUGGAUCCACCAUGGUAAUUGUCAAGUUCAUAACCAUCAAGAGGAGUUGCUAUUGCAUAUUCUUCAUUGGCUGAUGAAAAUAUUAGUAAAAUGCCUAUUGAAACAUUAUAAGACAAUGGUAUUAUAUUAAUAUGGUAAAAUUAUAAAUUUAUUAUUAUUUAGGACUAUUAAUGCUAAAUAUAAGGUAACUUGUAAGUUAAUUGAAUAAUGGGGUUAUAAGUUAAUUGAUGAAAUUAUAUGGUGUAAGAAGACAGUCAAUGGUAAAAUUGCUAAAGGACAUGGAUUUUAUUUAUAACAUGCAAAAGAAAAUUGUUUAAUUGGUGUUAAAGUAGAUUUUUAACUUUUUAAUUUUAGGGUGAUAUCAAUUUCUAAACUAACAGAUUUAAAUAAGGUGUGGCUAGUGAUGUUAUUUUUAGUGAAAGAAGAGGUUAAAGUUAAAAACCAGAGGAAAUAUAUUAAUAUGUUGAAUAAUUAGUUCCAAAUGGUAUUUUUAUAUAUAAAUAUGUUUAGGAUAUUAUUUGGAGAUAUUUGGAAGAAGAAAUAAUGUAAGAAAGAAUUGGGUAACCAUUGGAAAUGAAUUAUGA
Molecule: messenger RNA, 1259 nt
Organism: Paramecium sonneborni
Lineage: Eukaryota; Ciliophora; Oligohymenophorea; Peniculida; Parameciidae
Source: the annotation of a GenBank genome assembly